CUGGUCCACUGUGCAAUGUUUGUUUUCGUUCAAUUACAUUCCAGAUCAAAAUUCUAUGCUUAGAGAGAGUUGAAAUGUCUUCUGAAAUUCUACAAUCAAUUCAUUACAGAAUAUUGUACACAAGUAUAAUUGUUUACGUUAACUUCAUGAACGUAAUUACAUUGUAGUAUAAAUCCAUAAGUUUGCUAUAAGUGAAAAAUAGAAAGUUGCAUUUUUCUGCAUUUGUUUCAAAUAAGUACGAUAGAGAACAACACAACAACGCUCAAAGGUGCACGAAUUUGUGAAAAAGAUUGUGUUAAAUAUCUGCAGACAACAAAUCAAGUAAUGAAUACAGUUCAGAGCACUGGCAAUGCUAAUGUUAGAAACAAAAAGGACUCGGAGUUCGAGGAGAUAACAGUUUCUUCCUCUGAAAAAAGGAAUUGGAGAGGAAUAUUGAUAGCUCUGUUAGUGAUAGCUGCAGUUUUGGGUCUUAUAGUAUUUUCUAUUCUACUUCUGUCACCAGAAAUUGAUUCAACGCGUUUCCACGGGAAAGGAAUCAGUUUUAAUGAUUUACUCGCCGGUCGAUACGAAUGGAGGUCAUACAAUGGAACCUGGCAGAGCAAUUUCGAAUAUGUAUUUAUCAAUACUGAAGGAGGUUUAUCAUCCGUGAACUUAAAUGAAGGAAAAGUAAUUGGAUCAAAAGUGCUGAUUAAAGCUUCAAUUCUUAGGCAGUUUAAUGCUGAUAGUUUCAUCGUAUCUCCUGAUCGGAAGUUUGUACUUUUAUACUCAGAUGUUGAUGCUCCUUAUAACACAAGUUAUCACAUAUACGAAUUAGAAUCAUCGAGAACUAUCGUGCUUUCUACAAAAGGAAACGAUCAAACUGCUCCAAAGCUACAGAAUGUUCUUUGGGCUCCUGGGCGAAGCGGCGAUGGACCUGGAGGCGAAAAAGAUUUUUUCCAAGGUAUUGCGUUUGUUCAUGGAGCUGAUAUAUAUUACAAACCUAAAGUACAAGGCGAUUUGAUUUGUAGAAUCACAUCGAAUGGCAAAAGCGAACAUCUUUUGAAUGGCGUUCCAGAUUGGUUAUACUCAAAUGUUGCAGAAUUGAAAAGUGCUACUCUAUCGUUUUCACCAGAUGGGCAUUAUUUAUCAUAUCUGUCCUUUAAUAUAUCUACUGUACACAAAUAUCAGUACAUCUGGUAUGGAAAUGAUGAUCAAUAUCCUAGCAUUAGAAGCAUACGCUAUCCAAAACUAAAUUCACCUAAUCCUGGCGUGAUGGUACACGUAGUAAACUUAAGCAUUUUGAAAGUCAUAUCUCAAAAAACUAUUACAAUUCCUUCCCACAUAAGCAAGGAGAGCUAUGUGGGUGGAAUGAUUUGGAUCUCAGCCUAUGAGCUUUCUGUUACCUUCACCAAUCGAGAGCAAAAUGUGUCCUAUAUCUUGCUGUGUGCGGCUCCAAAUUUUAAUUGUUCAGAGAUUUUUAGUGAACGUGCAACUGAAAAUGGAUGGGCUCUGAUUGCUGAAGCCCCUUAUUUCAUAAAAACAGAAAGAAAGUUUGGGUUUAAUGCGACGCUUGCAACUCUUUCACAUGAAAAACAGGAAGAUAUUUUCAUGCUGAAACGCUUGAGUGUACGAGUUGGUCCAUAUAGCUAUUUUAGACAUAUCGCACUUAUUCCAUUAGACACAAAAAUACCGAUUAUAUUGACUAUCGGUCCAUUCGAAGUGACUGAAAUCAUAGGAUAUGACACGGUUAAUGAGUGCGUUUACUACAUGGCCGCCCCAGAGCGCAAACCAGGCCAACGACAUUUAUAUAAGGUUGACUUGACGUUGAAUCAGAACACCGAACACAUUAGCAUGAAAGCUAAAAGCGUGACAUCUCUUUGUAUUUCAUGUGAUAUUAAUGUUGGUCAAAACAAAUCAUCUAACAAUACGAGCUAUAUGAGAGUUGAUAAAGCUUUUAGUUCAAAUUGCAUGUUCAAUAAAAUAUUCUUCAAUUCAGAUUAUUCUUAUUACGUUCAAGAAUGUAUUGGUCCAGACUCACCGGCGUCAUAUAUAGUUAACACAACUUCAGGAAAAAUGAUUUUCAUUUUGGAUAACGGGGACUAUCUUAAAAGUUUGUUAUUUGAGGUUGCUAAGCCACAAAUCAUGACUUUCAGCGUUCAAAUAAGGUACGAUUUCCACGCUCAAGUUAGAAUGUACCUGCCACCAGGCAUCGAAGAAGAUGAUGAUGUACAGCUCCCACUUAUAUUGCAUGUCGAUGCUUCUCCAGAAUCUCAAUUGGUUUCAGACAGAUAUAAAAUAGAUUGGAAUUGGUAUAUAUGCAGCUUUCAGUCUUACAUUAUUGCUCAAAUCGAUGCCAGAGGAUCCGGAUUUCAAGGAGAAAGUCUAAAAACGCAAAUACGAGGAAAAGUUGGUAUUGAAGUCGAAGAUCAGCUAUCUGUCUUAACAUAUCUGCGUGAUAACGUGAAGCUGGUAGAUGCUAACAGAAUUUGUAUAUACGGUUGGGGAUACGGAGGAUAUAUAUCAUCAUUGAUGAUUGUAAGUGACACUGAUAAUGUAAUAAAAUGUGGAGUGGCUAUCAAUCCAAUAGUGUCAUUUAAAUAUUUUUAUUCUUUUUUCACAGAACGUUACGUAGUUGAUUUUGCCGAUGACGACCAUACAUUGAUAGAUUCUGAUCUAUCGAUGAAGGCUGGUAACUUUGCCAGAAAAAAAAUAUUGUUGGUCCACGGAACAGCAGACACGUUUGUUCACGAGCAACAUGUUGCAUUGUUGACCAAAGCUCUGAUCGAGGCCAAUGUCAUGUUUAGACACCAGAUUUAUGUCGAUGAAGAUCAUGAUAUGACAGAAGUAAAACAACAUCUGUAUCACACAAUAGAAUCGUACUUUGAAGAAAGUUUUCAGGGCAAUGAUCAGGAUUGGACUACCACUUUUUUUCUUUCCAAAUCGUAGCAACUGAUUAAUAAAAUACCGAAUAUGAGAAGUAAGGAUUUGAAAAAUCAGCCCUGAAAAUAAAUAGUUUUGCUGCUUGGGACGUAUA
Molecule: messenger RNA, 3013 nt
Organism: Aedes aegypti (yellow fever mosquito)
Lineage: Eukaryota; Metazoa; Arthropoda; Insecta; Diptera; Culicidae
Product: dipeptidyl aminopeptidase-like protein 6
Exons: 14
Coding region: 325-2925 (866 amino acids)
Biological process (GO): proteolysis
Molecular function (GO): dipeptidyl-peptidase activity; serine-type peptidase activity
Source: RefSeq, a predicted model, not a curated record